Molecule: messenger RNA, 236 nt
Organism: Tuber aestivum (summer truffle)
Lineage: Eukaryota; Fungi; Ascomycota; Pezizomycetes; Pezizales; Tuberaceae
Source: the annotation of a GenBank genome assembly
AUGGGAUUCAUCUCGUGGAGGUUGAGAGUGCUUUUGCAGCUUUGCCGUACGACUAACCGAAAAAUCAUGACGCCGACUGCUUGGUGGGCACCCGAUGGUCUACAUCUGACACCACUCGCUCUUUCCCGCCUCCAUGGUUCUCUCCCACACCUCACUUCAACAGCCCCAUACCCCCCCCCCCCCCCUUGCACGGGUACGGUACGGCGUUAUUUGUCUCGCUCGGAAAUUUUCCAGGA